UGGAUAUUUCUAUGUAUAUGUUCUCUUGAUGAAUCUGUAUAUAUAUUUGAAGUAUUUGUGUUAUUCAGGACUGAACAUGAUGCUGACCCCAAACAACCCAACCUCCAUCAACAACAAUCCAAACACCAAUCACCAUCUCUCGGACGACCAACAAUGCUUGGUGCGAGAACAAGACCAAUACAUGCCGAUGGCUAAUGUGAUACGAAUCAUGAAGCGCAUUUUACCCUCCCAUGCAAAAAUAUCCGACGACACCAAAGAGACCAUCCAAGAAUGUGUGUCGGAGUACAUUAGCUUCAUCACUAGCGAGGCGAACGAACGAUGCCAACGGGAGCAACGCAAGACGGUGACUGCAGAGGAUGUCCUUUGGGCUAUGGGGAAGUUAGGUUUCGACGACUACAUAGAACCGCUCACUGUUUUCCUUAACCGCUAUCGUGAGUCAGAGAGUGACCGAAUUCGCACUGAACCAAUGUGGAGGCGCAAUGUAGAUUAUGGGCCACAAGUGGGGAUGAUAUCACCGUACGGGCAGGGGUUUCAGAUAGGGCACGUCCCUGCAGGGAUGUUCGAUGCAAUGGGUGGAUACUAUGGUGGAGGAGGGAGCGGUGGGCCGAGUGCAGGGAACAACAGCCAGCUUUGA
Cucumis sativus (cucumber) is the source of this 634-nucleotide messenger RNA. Its product is annotated as nuclear transcription factor Y subunit B-9-like. The transcript has 2 exons. Gene Ontology annotation, biological process: regulation of transcription by RNA polymerase II. Gene Ontology annotation, molecular function: RNA polymerase II cis-regulatory region sequence-specific DNA binding; DNA-binding transcription activator activity, RNA polymerase II-specific; protein heterodimerization activity. Gene Ontology annotation, cellular component: CCAAT-binding factor complex; nucleus. Bases 29 to 634 code for a protein of 201 amino acids. The record is from RefSeq and is a predicted model, not a curated record. Lineage: Eukaryota; Viridiplantae; Streptophyta; Magnoliopsida; Cucurbitales; Cucurbitaceae.